AUGGUUCUUAGUGAUGAAGAAGAAAAAACAAUUAAUACGACACUCAUAGUUUGCAACUCUCUAAGCUUUAUAGGCUGCUUUUUCAUACUACUUAUGUAUCUAUUUUUCAAAGAACUCAGAAGUUUUUCAUUUAGACUUGUACAAUAUAUGUCAAUAAUUGAUCUUUUUCAUUCAAUUACUCUUAUGCUCCCAUGAGAUGAAUCAAACUGGUGAUGCAUUAUCCAAGCAUCUUCUCUUCAAUAUACAGCUCUGAGCAGCAUUGUCUGAAGUUUAAUAAUAGCAUAUGCUCUCUAUGACUCCGUCAUCAACCAAAACUCUAAAGUUGAGCUUAACGAAAUAAAAUUUAUUUUAGUGGGGUAUUUGUCUCCUAUUCUUACGGCAAUACCUCCUUUUUUUACUAACAGCUAUGGAAAAGCUGAAGGCUGAUGUUGGAUGAGGAUUAGGGAAGAUCAUUAUACAAUAGACGUUACUUGGAGAUUUAUGCUAUUUUAUAUACCUAUAUGAAUUAUUUUUAUCAUAAGUAUCAUAAUUUAUUACAGGAUUAUCAAAUAUGUUAAUAAACAGUUCAAAGGAGUUGCGGAUUCAAGUGAGUUUAACUUAAAAAAAGCACUAAUAAGAAGACUUAUACUUUAUCCUCUAAUCACCUUUUUUUGCUAUUUAUUAGUAACAGUGAGGAGGAUUUAUGAUUUUUUUGACCCAAGAGAAUCUUAUUUUCCAUUAGCAGAAUCUUCAGCAAUUAUGAUUUCAUUGACUGGAUUUUUUAAUGCUUUUGUGUAUGGAUUUACUAGCUCAGUAAGAUAUGCUAUAAAGCAAGCAUGGGCAAGUAGGAAAAAAGAUUCAAUUGACUCGAGAAACUCUCAGAGUUUAUCUCAGUAUCCUCAUUAUACAGGAUUUUAA
Messenger RNA from Blepharisma stoltei, 897 nucleotides. NCBI's taxonomy places the organism in Eukaryota, Ciliophora, Heterotrichea, Heterotrichida, Blepharismidae. The record is from the annotation of a GenBank genome assembly.